GACACGAAACGAAACGAAACGAAACGGGAUUCGAGAUUCGCGAUUGUGAAAGGAAGCCGUGCGUGCAUGCAGAUUUUAGGAGACAGCUCGGGUGGGGAACAGACUCGACACUAGGGCAUUUCGUCGCCUCAAGCUUAAAGCUUAGAUCUGGACUGGAUUCUAAAACCGCGAGCUAUCUAUCUACUAUCGAUUACAUCUAGCCGUCCAAUAUCGACGGGGUGGCCACUCUGUCGAGUCUCCACGCUCACUCCAGGUUCCAUCUUUGGCCACGGCUUGGGACGACACCAUGGCUUCUGCUUCUUCUUCUUCCAGUGAGGAUCCCUAUCCGAUGGAUAAUGAUUACGAGUGGCUGCAUGGAAGAGUGGAUGCGGGGAUCGAGGACAGUAUCAAUUUGGUCGAAUCCGUUCCCGUACAGAUGCCCGCAAUCGAGGAAUUGCAACAGAGGAAUCUUAUCAACGUAUCGAGAGAAGGAACUCCACUGCCCAGCUCACCAUCAUGUCCUUUGCCAGGUUCGGUCAAACCAGAGUCAAAUAGACCAAGCUAUCUUCUGGCCUUACCACUCGAGUUGAUUGAUCACAUUCUCUCGUUCCUAAGUCCUCUCGAUGUUGUCGCCACCUCCGCAACCUGUCGUCGUCUGGCUUCGUCGUCCAAGUCAGACCUAGUAUGGCAACGCCACGUCCAAGAGAACGUACCAGGGGUAAAGCUCACUUCGCCGUCCCCGUGCAGCACGUUUCGAGAGCUCUACAUGUCGCAUGAUCCGCAUUGGUUCUUGACCAAGUACAAGAUCUGGUUCAGCGACUACUUCUUGACGGGGAAAAUCAUAAUUACCCGUUUCAAUCCGAAUGGUCGAUCGGGUAAUCCUGAUACUCGCGGCUGUAUUGAAGGAUAUCAACUGAUCGCCGAACGGGAUCCGCCUUCAUUCGUCCCGUGGGAAAUUGACGACGAGGUUCUCAUCCAUUCUUUCACUCCGGAAUGUCGACUGCAUAAGGAUGUUCCUGUAUUACAGCUCAAUGCUCGACGGCCUCUGCCAAAGACUUCAGAGAAUAGGUUUAAUAGGAAGAUUCGCAUGGGCCUCAACGAGGCGCCAGAUAUCUCUGGAGUAUUCUCGGAAUUCUCGCUCACGAGCCCAGUGGUUCCGACUUCGAACAUGGUUCUAUGGCCACCAUCUACGAUUCCAGCUCGUCACCGAGUUAGGAAUGCCAACCAGGAAAGCGUUGCGGGUGUAGACAGCAGACCAACGACGCGCUCACAGGUCAGUAAUCAAGCUUUCAGGAUUAGGAAGUGGAUGGAGAUGGGACCACGUUCGAGAAAUCCAGGCAUGCAUAUCGGAGAGGAAGUCUACACCUACGCAACCCUGGAUCCGAAGCUCUACACGCCUACAGAAGAGAAACCUUUCCGGGGCAUCUGGGUCGGGGAUUACAGUGGUCAUGGCUGCGAAUUCCUUCUUAUGAAUCAACCGGAUAACGAGACGCCUUUCGAUGAAAGUAGCGUGGUUCGAGGAGAAGACGAGACGGUUGAGGAAUGGGAAAGUAGGAAGCGAGAAGAGAGGAUUUAUAGGGGAAGCCUGGAAGCUAUCAAACUGACUGGAGAUCCAAAUGUACCGAGGGGAGAGUACACUUUCAUCGCGGACGAUAUCUCGAAGAAGGGAUUAGUGAGGAAAGCAAACGAUGCCCGGUUCAAGGGCGCGAGAAUCGUACAGAGUAGGGGUCAUAUUGCCGUGAGGAUGUUUAGGAAUGACAAAUACAUCGAGAGUCAACUGAUCAUGAUCUCACAUGAUAGAUUGGCUCAGUACUGGGUUGGGUUCGGUCAUAUUAGCUUCUACGAACGAGUUGAUCUGGACAAAUUCAUCGAUCCUGCGAAUGAUCCUCUGCCAACGCCGAAGCCUGUCAAUAAGUAGGGGAACCGCUGUUUGAUAUUAG
Mollisia scopiformis is the source of this 1919-nucleotide messenger RNA. RefSeq lists its product as uncharacterized. Gene Ontology annotation, molecular function: protein binding. The coding region runs from base 287 to 1897 and encodes 536 amino acids. The transcript is spliced from 3 exons. The record is from RefSeq and is a predicted model, not a curated record. NCBI's taxonomy places the organism in Eukaryota, Fungi, Ascomycota, Leotiomycetes, Helotiales, Mollisiaceae.